GUCUUCCCAAACUCGUUCAGUAUUACGGCAAGUCUUGGAAAUUUACGAAUCAGUGAUGACAGCCUUCCGGACGACCAUCUCUACUUUUGGAUCUGUGAUAUGCGAGACCCUGGAGGAACUUCUUUUGUUGAGUUGGCUUUUACAUCAUUCAGUACCAUUGAUGAAGAUUAUGAAGGUUUCGACUACUGUCUCUCUGGACAACUUUCUGAAGUGCGCGUUGUUUAUCUGAAUCGCUUUAUUCAAGAGGUUGCUGAAUACUUUAUGGGGCUUGUGCCAAGUGAUUCAAAAGGGGUUGUCAAGAUGAAGGAUCAAAUUACGGACUCAGAGAAGUGGUUUACGACUAGCGAAAUUGAAGGAUCUCCUGCUCUUAAGUUAGAUCUAUCUCUUAAGAAGCCCAUAAUUGUCAUGCCUCGGCACACUGAUAGCCCUGAUUACCUGAAGCUCGAUAUUGUGCAUAUAACUGUGAGCAAUACCUUUCAGUGGUUUGCUGGAGACAAAAAUGAGAUGAACGCAGUUCACGUUGAAACUAUGAAAGUAAUGGUCAUGGAUAUCAACCUUAAUGUUGGUUCUGGAGCUGAAAUAGGUUAUGCUGGGACAGCAAGAGAUGCACCGUUGGCCGCUGUACAGAUCACUGGUGGCUGGCUUCUCUACAAAUCCAAUACUCACGAUGAGGGUUUCCUUACUGCAACGUUGAAGGGAUUCAGUGUUAUUGACAACCGUGAAGGAACUGGAAAAGAGUUCAGACUGGCUGUAGGAAGACCUGCAGAUUUAGAUUUUGAAGAGUCACAUUUUCUGACUGAUGAAGAUCAGGGAUUAACUCAGUCACAUGUAACCAAGGAGAGUGAUAUUAGACCCUUUCCUUCGAUGCUCACUCUUGAUGCGCAAUUUGGUCAGUUGUCAACUUUUGUUUCCGUUUCUAUUCAAAGGCCACAGCUGCUUGUAGCUUUGGAUUUUCUACUGGCCGUAGUAGAGUUUUUUGUCCCUACUAUAGGCAGUGUGCUAUCAAGUGAAGAAGAUAAAAACCUUAAUAUGGUCGACGCAAUUAUCAUGGAUAAGUCUAUCUACAAGCAACAAACUGCUGAAGCGUUUCUUUCUCCUCUGGGUCCUUUGAUCGUUGAGGAUGAGAAAUUUGAUAACUUUGUUUAUGAUGGUAAUGGUGGAACGCUAUAUCUGAAAGAUAGAAAUGGAGGCAUCCUUUCUUCACCUAGUACAGAGCCUAUUAUCUAUGUAGGAAGUGGGAAAAGGUUGCAAUUCAGAAAUGUAGUCUUUAAGAAUGGCCAAGUCUUGGAUUCAUGUAUCUCUUUGGGAGCUUGCAGCAGCUAUUCUGUUUCGAGAGAGGAUGGAGUUGAGUUGGAAGUAUAUCAUAAAGCCCCACAACAAGAUUAUGAGAGGAAGGAAGAUAUGAUUUCUCAAUCUCCCAGUACCUCAACAGAGAGGUCCAUGGAAUUGGUCAUUGAGUUCCAGGCUAUUGGCCCAGAACUUACUUUCUACAACACAUCAAAAGACGUAGUUAAAACGCCAUUACUCUCCAACAAACUUUUGCAUGCUCAGUUGGAUGCUUAUGGCAGGGUUGUCAUAAAGAAUGAUGAAAUUGAAAUGAGUGCUCAUACGUUGGGUCUAACCAUGGAGAGUAAUGGAGUGAAAAUUUUGGAACCUUUUGACACCUCUGUAAAGUAUUCAAGUGUUUCUGGGAAGACUAACAUACGCCUUUCAGUUUCAAACAUAUUUAUGAACUUUUCAUUCAGCAUCUUGAGAUUGUUUAUAGCUGUUGAAGAAGAUAUUUUAUCAUUUCUAAGGAUGACAUCCAGAAAAAUGACUGUCGUCUGCUCAGAGUUUGAUAAAAUUGGGACCAUCAGGAAUCCCUAUACAGAUCAAAUAUAUGCAUUCUGGAGACCCCAUCCACCCCCUGGUUUUGCAAGUCUUGGCGACUAUUUGACACCAUUGGACAAGCCACCAACUAAAGGGGUUCUUGUUGUCAACACCAAUUUAAUGAGAGUGAAGAGGCCUCUAUCUUUCAAACCGAUUUGGUCACCUUUAGACAAAGAUGAAGGAGAUAAUUCAUGUUCCAUUUGGUUCCCUGAAGCACCAAAGGGUUAUGUGGCAUUAGGCUGUGUGGUAUCAAGUGGAAGUAUGCCGCCUUCACUGUCCUCUGCCUUUUGCAUCCUGGCUUCUUCUGUUUCCCCUUGUUCUCUCAGAGAUUGUAUCGCUAUCAGCUCCACAGAUAUUUCUCAAUCAAGUUUAGCAUUUUGGCGUGUGGAUAAUUGUAUUGGCAGUUUCUUACCUGCGGAUCCCUCUACUCUCAACUUAGUAGGAAGACCAUAUGAGCUACGUCAUAUAUUAUUUGGAUCCACUGGAGUCUUGCCAAAAGAAUCCAGCUAUGUGGAUGUUCGUACUACUCCUGAUAAUAUUCAGCCCACACAGCCACAGUUACUAAAUUCUGUUAACUCUGCUCAGCGAUUUGAAGCUGUCGCCACCUUUGAAUUGAUAUGGUGGAAUAGGGGCUCAGGUUCGCAAAAGAAAGUUUCAAUAUGGCGACCAAUAGUUUCUGAGGGGAUGGCUUAUUUUGGAGAUAUUGCUGUUAGUGGGUAUGAACCUCCAAACUCUUGUGUGGUUCUUCAUGAUACUACCGAGCAAGAGAUCCUCAGAGCCCCUGUUGAUUUCCAACUUGUUGGACGUGUCAAGAAACACAGGGGAGUAGAAAGUAUAUCUUUCUGGAUGCCUCAAGCACCACCGGGUUUUGUUUCUAUGGGUUGUGUUGCAUGUAAAGGCUCUCCAAAACCAUAUGAUUUCACCAAAUUAAGAUGCGCUCGUAGCGAUAUGGUAGCUGGUGAUCAUUUUGCUGAAGAUAGUUUGUGGGAUACCUCUGAUUUCUGGCAGAGGGCAGAACCAUUUAGUAUAUGGAGCAUAGGCAAUGAGUUGAAGACCUUUAUUGUCCGUAGUGGUUUGAAAAAACCACCAAGGAGAUUUGCGUUAAAGCUAGCAGACCAGGAUUUGCCUGGGGGGACUGAUAACAUGGUCAUUCAUGCUGAAAUUGGGACUUUUUCUGCUGCACUUUUUGAUGACUACGGGGGACUGAUGGUUCCAUUGGUUAACAUAUCUUUGAACAAUAUAAGUUUUGGAUUACUUGGCAAAACCGACUACACAAAUUCAACCAUCAACUUCUCCUUAGCGGCCAGGUCAUAUAAUGAUAAAUAUGAAGCAUGGGAGCCUUUCAUUGAGCCUGCAGACGCAUUCUUAAGGUACCAGUUCAAUCCUAGAUCCUUCGGUGCGGUUUCUCAGUUACGCUUGACAUCGACAAAGGACUUGAAUGUGAAUGUCUCAGUUUCAAAUGCUAAUACAAUUAUCCAGGCGUAUUCUAGUUGGAACAGUCUUAGCAACGUCAAUGAAUACCAUAAAGAGAGAGGAGCAUUUCCUCUAGUUGACAAUGGAAAAUCUGUCAUUGAGGUGCACCAGAAGAAAAACUAUUUCAUAAUACCACAAAACAAGCUUGGGCAGGAUAUAUAUAUCAGAGCAACUGAAAUCAAAGGAUUUAAGGAUAUUGUAAAGAUGCCAUCUGGGGACAUAAGACCCGUAAAAGUUCCUGUCUUGACCAAUAUGUUGGAUUCUCACCUCAGAGGAGACCUAUGCAGGAACCCUAGAAUAAUGGUUACAGUUAUUGUGAUUGAUGCGCAGCUUCCAAGAACUUCUGGAUUAUCUUCUCAUCAAUACACUGGAAUCAUACGCUUGUCUCCCAAUCAGACCUCCCCUGUUGAAUCAGUGCUUCGUCAGCAAAGUGCACGUACUUGUGGAAGUGUCUCAAAUAUGUUAUCCUCUGAGCUGGAAGUGGUUAACUGGAGUGAAAUAUUUUUCUUCAGAAUUGAAUCUCUGGAGGACUCUAUCUUGGAAUUAAUAGUGACAGACGUUGGAAAAGGUGCGACUGUUGGGACUUUUUCGGCUCCUUUAAAGCAGAUAGCACGAUAUAUGAAGGACAACCUACACCAGCACAAUUAUGCCAAUGACCUUGUCUGGUUAGACUUGUCUACAACUGAAACCACGGGCAUGAACCAAGGGGAUCAGAGAAAGAACUGUGGAAAAAUAAGAUGUGCUAUACUGUUGCCAGCAAAGUCUAAUGUGGUGGACCAAAGCAAAUCCUCCACUGGAAAAAAAUCUGGAUUUCUUCAAGUAAGUCCUAGCAUUGAGGGUCCUUGGACGACAGUGAGGCUGAAUUAUGCUGCACCUGCUGCUUGUUGGCGGUUGGGAAACGAUGUAGUUGCAAGUGAAGUUAGUAUGCAGGAUGGAAACAGAUACGUAAAUGUCAGGUCUCUAGUUUCGGUGGAGAACAAUACUGACUUCCUAUUGGAUUUCUGCCUGCAGUCUAAAGUCAAUUCAAUACCAGAUAUUCCAAUUGGGUUACUGAAAUCUGGUGAUACGUUGCCGGUUCCCUUGUCAGGAUUGGCACAGUCUGCAUCUUAUGUUCUGAAGCUGAAGUGUGUAAUGCCUGAUGGUUCUGAUGUAUAUUCUUGGAGUUCUGUGGUUUCAAGGCCAGGGGAAUCAGAGACUGCUUGUGAAUCAGAGUCUGAAAUAUCUAUAUCGGCUCUUGCUGAAUCUGAGCACUUGCUAUGUUGUACUCAGAUAAGCAGUACUUCUGGAGAAAAUAAAAAAUUGUGGUUCUGUUUGAACAUCCAAGCAACAGAAAUUGCAAAGGACAUACGUUCGGAUCCUAUUCAAGAUUGGACUCUUGUGGUUAAAUCACCGUUUUCUAUAGCAAAUUGUCUUCCAUUUGGAGCUGAGUACUCAGUACUAGAGAUGCAAGCCAGUGGUCAUUUUAUUUGUCGCUGUAGAAGUGUCUUUGGCUCUGGGGAAACUGUGAAGGUGUAUAGUGUCGAUAUAAGGAACAAAUUAUAUUUUUCUUUGCUGCCACAAAGAGGGUGGCUACCAAUGGAUGAAGCUGUCCUUGUAUCUCACCCCAAUGGUGUCCCUGCGAAGACAAUUGGACUCAGAAGUUCUGCCACUGGAAGGGUUGCUCAAGUAAUACUGGAACAAAACUACGAUGAACAACAAAAAGUUUUGUCGAAGAUGAUCAGACUCUACGCUCCGUUCUGGUUUUCGAUUGCGAGGUGUCCCUCACUUACCCUGAGACUUCUGGAUCUGUCAGGGAAGAAGCAAACAAGAAAAGUUGGUCUUCCAUUUCGAAACAAAAAGAAUGACGACGUAGUCCUGGAGGAGGUAACUGAAGAAGAAAUAUAUGAAGGUCAUACAAUUGCUUCUACUUUGAAUUUCAAACUUCUGGGCCUGUCAGUGUCUAUAUCUCAGUUUGGCAAUCAGCAACAUGGUCCUGCAAAAGAUCUUUCUGCUCUUGGUGACAUGGAUGGAUCUUUGGAUGUUGAUGCUUAUGAUCCCGAUGGAAAAUGCAUGCGGCUAUUUUUAUCUACAAAACCUUGCACUUACCAGUCAGUUCCUACAAAGAUCAUAUCUGUUCGACCAUUCAUGACUUUCACCAACAGGAUCGGUGAAGACAUAUAUAUUAAACUGAACAGUGCAGAUGAACCAAAAGUACUCCAUGCUUACGAUUCGAGGGUCUCCUUUGUUUUCCAGCCAAGUGGUAGAGAUGAACUCCAGGUCCGGUUAAGAGAAACAGAGUGGUCAUUUCCCGUUCAAGUUACUCGAGAGGACACAAUUGUUCUGGUAUUAAAGAGUCACAAUGGUGCACGGAGACUUGUGAAAGCAGAGAUACGGGGAUUUGAAGAAGGGUCACGUUUUAUAGUUGUAUUUCGACUUGGACCCAGCAACGGUCCUAUGAGGAUUGAAAAUAGAUCAACUGUCAAAAGCGUCAGUGUUCGCCAAUCUGGUUUUGAUGAAGAUUCGUGGAUUUUGUUGGAACCCCUUACAACAGCAAAUUUUGCUUGGGAAGAUCCUUAUGGUCAGAAAUUCUUGGAUGCUAAGGUUGAAAGUGAUCACCGCUCUGACGUUUUCAAACUAGACAUGGAAAAAGGUGUUGUGGAUUCUGAAUUGUUUAGGGAGUUAGAAAUGAACUUUCAUGUGCAAGAAAUUGGUGAUAUCAAGAUUGCUAGAUUCACCGAUGAUGACAGUACUUCACAGAGUCCUAACGAAAUCAUAUCUUUGACAUCGGUUGGGAAUCAUGGAUAUUCUACUCCUCAGACACCUACAGAACACAAAACCACCACUCUGGAGUUCAUAAUUGAAAUGGGACUAGUGGGGAUCUCUCUUGUGGAUCACAUACCCAAAGAGUUAUCAUACUUUUACCUUGAAAGAGUUUUUGUAUCUUACUCCACUGGGUAUGAUGAGGGAAGAACUAGCAGGUUCAAAAUCAUUCUGGGCCAUUUACAGAUUGAUAACCAGCUACCUCUAACUUUAAUGCCAGUACUAUUGGCACCAGAUAACACCGGAGAUAGUCAUCAACCAGUGCUUAAGAUGACAAUUACAAUGUGUAAUGAAGAAACUGAUGGCAUUCAAGUGUAUCCAUAUGUGUAUGUACGGGUGACAGAUAAUACCUGGCGACUAAACAUUCACGAGCCUAUCAUUUGGGCGUCGGCUGACUUCUACAAUAAGCUUCAGAUGGACCGUCUCCCCAAAAGUUCUAGUGUCGCGCAAGUUGAUCCUGAGAUACAUAUAAACCUCAUAGAUGUUUCGGAGGUAAGGCUAAAGGUCUCACUGGAAACAGCGCCAGCUCAGAGGCCUCACGGAAUUCUUGGUGUUUGGAGCCCCAUUUUAUCCGCUGUUGGAAAUGCAUUCAAAAUUCAGGUCCAUCUUAGGAGAGUAAUGCACAGAGAUCGGUUUAUACGGAAAAGUUCGAUCGUUCCAGCCAUCGGGAAUCGCAUAUGGAGAGAUUUGAUCCACAAUCCCUUACAUUUGAUAUUCUCAGUAGAUGUUUUGGGUAUGACUAGCUCAACACUAGCUUCUCUUAGCAAAGGGUUUGCUGAGCUUUCAACUGAUGGUCAAUUCCUGCAACUACGGGCAAAACAGGUUUGGUCGAGGAGGAUCACCGGUGUAGGUGAUGCAUUUGUUCAAGGAACAGAAGCCCUAGCACAAGGUGUUGCCUUUGGGGUAACAGGAGUUGUUACAAAGCCUGUAGAGAGCGCUCGACAAAAUGGAAUUCUAGGGUUUGCCCAUGGGGUAGGACGGGCUUUCCUAGGAUUUAUCGUACAACCAGUGAGUGGUGCAUUAGAUUUUUUCUCAUUGACUGUUGAUGGAAUUGGAGCAAGUUGUACCAGAUGUUUGGAGGUUUUGAGCAACAGGACCGCCUUGGAGAGAAUUAGAAAUCCCCGUGCUGUUCAUGCUGAUGGUAUACUCAGGGAAUAUGAUGAGAAGGAAGCUAUAGGCCAGAUGCUUCUUCACCUAGCAGAAGCAAGUAGGCAUUUUGGCUGUACAGAAAUAUUCAGGGAACCCUCAAAAUUCGCUUUGUCUGAUUGCUACGAAGAGCAUUUCCUUGUUCCAUACAAACGCAUUGUCAUGGUGACCAACAAGAGAGUUGUGUUAUUACAGUGCUCUGAUAUGGAUAAGAUGGAUAAGAAACCCAGCAAGAUCAUGUGGGAUGUGCCUUGGGAGGAACUUAUGGCGUUAGAAUUGGCAAAGGCAGGUAGCCAAAGGCCCUCGCAUCUCAUACUGCAUCUCAAGAGUUUUCGCAAGUCAGAGAUUUUUGCUCGGGUUAUAAAGUGCAGCGUGCCAGAAGAAUCAGAUGGACUAGAACCUCAAGCUGUUAGAAUCUGUUCAGUAGUGCGCAAAAUGUGGAAAGCAUAUGAGUCUAACAUGAAAAAUCUUGUUCUCAAGGUUCCUUCAAGCCAGAGGCAUGUGUAUUUUGCUUGGAAUGAGGCUGAUGGAAGAGACUCAAAAACAUACAAAAACAAAGCUAUUGUUAAAUCGAGAGAACUUUCUUCUUCAAGCUCUGUCUCAGAUGAUAGAAAGCUUGUCAAACAUAGUAUCAACUUCUCAAAAAUAUGGAGUAGUGAGCGAGAAUCUAAAGGUCGAUGUUCUUUGUGUAAAAAGCAGGAUUCGGAGGAUGGAGGAGUGUGCACUAUCUGGAGACCCAGUUGUCCAGAGGGAUUCGUGUCAGUGGGUGAUGUAGCUCAUGUCGGUAGCCAUCCCCCAAAUGUUGCUGCUGUUUACAAUAACUCCAAUCGAGUGUUUGCACUUCCAGUGGGUUAUGACCUCGUGUGGAGAAAUUGCUUAGAUGAUUACGUAAAUCCUGUAUCGAUCUGGCAUCCGCGGGCUCCUGAGGGAUUCAUCUCUCCUGGAUGUGUUGCAGUGGCUGGUUUCGUUGAGCCAGAGCUCAACACAGUCUAUUGCAUGCCAACGUCUCUGGCGGAGCAGACUGAGUUUGAGGAACAGAAGGUUUGGUCGGCACCUGACGCGUACCCAUGGGCUUGUCACAUUUACCAGGUUCGGAGUGAUGCACUUCACUUCAUGGCUCUGAGACAGACAAAAGAGGACUCUGACUGGAGAGCCGUUAGAGUUCGAGAUGAUUACAGAUCCAUGGAAUCUGAUUCGGCAAAGAAUUUGCGUAUAGAAUGAGAAACUUAUACUAUUGGGAAACUAUUGUAGGUUUGCAAACAAAAGAGGGCUUCUUUAGUUGGGUUUCAUUUUAUUGCGUGGAAGCGAUUAUAUGUUGAUUAAGUGUACAAUUGUGGAUAAAAAUACAAUACUUGUGCAUUCUAGGGAGGAUGUAUUUGUACAUUUUCUUGGUUAGAGAACUCAAAGCAGAGUUAUGAUUACAUUGCGGUAUAUGCUUCUUAAUUUCAGUAAUCAACUAAAGGAAACAGAAGACCUUAAUUUCA
Camelina sativa (false flax) is the source of this 8771-nucleotide messenger RNA. NCBI's taxonomy places the organism in Eukaryota, Viridiplantae, Streptophyta, Magnoliopsida, Brassicales, Brassicaceae. The record is from RefSeq and is a predicted model, not a curated record.